AUGGCGUCCAAAGAUGACAAGGCGUACAAGUACCGCCAGGAGAUCAGUCAGCUUCGAAAUUGCACUGAGCUUGCAGCCCGUCGCGGCGCCCGAGCCAUUACGAUCAACGAUCUGAUCUUCCAAAUUCGACACGACCAAGCCAAGGUCUCUCGUUUGCGGACUUUCCUCUCUUGGAAGGAUGUCAGAAAAAACGUCAAGGAUUCAGACGACAAGGGUGGUGAAGCUGAUCUUGGUGCUGGCGAAGACCCUGUUGGAGGCGUGGUUCCUGGCGGUCCCGUUGACGAUGCUACCAAGAAGAACAAGAAGGCCAAGGUCGGCCUCCCUUGGGAGCCCUCGUCGUUCUACAGUCAAGAAGUCCCCGAGCGCGAUGACGAGGAGGACGAAGAGGAGGAAGAAAUGAACUUCAUCACCCUCCAGCGUCUCCGCAAGGCCGAUGAGCGCACCAAGGCCAUGACGAAGGAGGAGUAUGUGACUUGGUCCGAAUACCGCCAGGCCUCUUUCACUUACCGCAAGGGCAAGCGAUUCCGCGAGUGGGCUGGUUUUGGCAUCGUUACAGACAGCAAGCCCUCCGAUGAUAUCGUCGAUAUCCUGGGCUUCUUGACUUUCGAGAUGGUGCAGACGCUGACCGAGCACGCGCUCAAGGUCAAGGAACAGGAGGAUCUGUUCAAGGCUCAGAGCGGCGGCGAGAACGCCGGAUCGAAGAAGCGAAAGGUGGCAACUGGGUUGUUCGACCCGCCCAGUGAGGGUAGAAGCCCCAUUGAGCCUCGCCAUGUUCAGGAGGCCUUCCGACGCCUUCAGCAGCGCCCCAAGAAGACCCGAGCUAUGCUCAACGGAACGAGACUGCCGCAACACACUGCUCUCAAUAUCUUUUAA
Molecule: messenger RNA, 873 nt
Organism: Colletotrichum graminicola M1.001
Lineage: Eukaryota; Fungi; Ascomycota; Sordariomycetes; Glomerellales; Glomerellaceae
Product: transcription initiation factor IID
Exons: 3
Coding region: 1-873 (290 amino acids)
Biological process (GO): transcription by RNA polymerase II
Cellular component (GO): SAGA complex
Molecular function (GO): protein heterodimerization activity; transcription coregulator activity
Source: RefSeq, a predicted model, not a curated record